AUGCGCGUCUCCGCCAUCCUCACCCUCGCCUUCGCGGCCUACGCCUCCGCGUCCGCCAGCUACAACGACUGCCACUGCUACGACAGCAACGGCGUGCCCAACAACGGCGCGACCAAGUCCGUGUGCGACCACUUCGGCGGCAGCAUGAUCAAGGCGGAGCGCGAGUACGGCGCGAGCACGACGUACCAGGAGGGUUAA
Colletotrichum aenigma is the source of this 198-nucleotide messenger RNA. RefSeq lists its product as uncharacterized. NCBI's taxonomy places the organism in Eukaryota, Fungi, Ascomycota, Sordariomycetes, Glomerellales, Glomerellaceae. The transcript is spliced from 2 exons. The record is from RefSeq and is a predicted model, not a curated record. The coding region runs from base 1 to 198 and encodes 65 amino acids.